ACAAAGAUCUCUAUGAUGCUUUUCAGCACAGGAUCAGGUUCCGCUGCUUCAAGUGAAGUUAAAUUCACAGAGGCUUUUGAUCUCCAUCCCGUCACACUGUCAGGCGACCAAUCAGAUUACAGCAUGUACCACGACCGCUGUUUUGUAGGCACGAAGCACGAGACAUUUGAGUUUUCUUUGGUGGUUAAUCCGUCUCGAGCGAACGGCGAGGUUACAAUGUCAAAUGCUAUGGAUGCCUAUUUGUCUCUAAACGGAUAUUGCCGAAAAGCAAUUGUGCGGGAUGGGUCCUGCAUAUUUCGUGCCGCUUCCGAAAAGCUUUUUCUGACCCAGACAUACCACCAGCAUGUACGUCAAAUAUGUGCUGAGUACAUCUGGCGACAUGAGGAGGAGUUUCAGGACUGCCAUGUCAGUUGCCCCAGUUUCAGUGAACAUUGUGGAAUUGUUGACAUGAUGGUCCUGUCAAGGAUCUACACACUUGAGUUCAUUGUGUUCCAUGAAGCUGGAAUGCCACCAGUGAACAUUACACAAAAAGGCUACUUCUCCAAGAUCUACUUGGUGCACGUGGAGGGAGGACACUACGAUCUUGUGUACACCAGGCCAUAUGUGCAGAACCUCGCCUUGUGUCAGUCUAUUGUAUACGAAAUACUGUACCACGGAGUGUUCGGUCUCACGGGGGAACUGGAGGAAGCCGUCAAGUUUCUGCGCAUGCAGAAGAACCGUACACCUCGAGAGAACGACAACCUGUCACUGGACACAGAGGGAAGAGUCUUUACUUUCCAAGCAGGUAUCCAGAAAGACACAGGCGAGAAGAAAAGUUUUUCUUUGACUGCAAGCGACCGUCCCAUACCUCCUCUACCUUACCGCAUAGCAAAGGCUUUGGAUCCGUUUGUGUACCGGAACGUGGAGCUGGACAUCAUUCAUGAAGAAAAGCGAGAAAUUAAGCUAAAGCUGCAAGGUCGUGGGCUGUAUGGGGUUUUUUGUCCAGGAGACAAGUGUCAGGUCCACGUAGAAGAGGGAGAUGUGUUGAGCGUGUACCAUGCCCACGUGCAGGAGAUCAACGAGCCCAGCGGCCCAGUAGUGGUCUACGUCGAAGAACUUGGCGAAAAGAAAACUGUACCAUACAGCUGUCUUCGCCCUUUGCCUCUCACCUUACCUAAGACAGGUUCAGACUUGCAGAAUUUGCUGGUUGCUGAAAUCGGUCCUGUUGCAUUUGGAGACAGAAGGGGAAGGAGAAGAAAGAAUAUACUACAAAAUAUCAUGCCUGGAGCAGCAGAAUUCCAGACACCAACUCACAUGGGUCGCACAUCACGAACACCUGUCAGCAGGCAAAUGCCAGAGAUAGGCCCAAAGGUAGCAGCCACCAUUAGCAGCACCCAUCAGUCAGUGACAGACUGCAUUAGUCUAGGGGAUGGUAUGGAGAUGACUGCAGCACCAGGCUACUGUAUGGUGGCCACUUCUGCUUUGCCUGUUUCUACUCCAUCUCACAUGACCACUCAAGUGAGCAGUCCCAUGAUUGGCCAGCCAACAGCUUCUGGAGUUGUGUACUGGAUGCCGGUUGUGACAGUCCCAUAUGCCAACACCAUGGGACAAGUCAACCUGGCCUCUGCCCCUUCACAGGAUCCUUAUGGCAAGGACCUGCCACACAAUGAUAUCAACACUUUGCGAUAUUUCUUCAAUCUUGGAGUUGAAUAUUUCCGCAUCAGUGCCAGCAUGCAGCAACAGCAAAGCUUUGCACCAGCAUCCCCAUUGCAACAACCAAUGGCCAAUGGAUCUUCACUGUCCAUGAUGUUGCCCUUAGACCAGGGUCAGUCCUUUGUUCCUCCUGAGCCACUCAAACCUCAUAAUACCAAAACAAACUCGGGUUUAAACCGUACGCAGCCAUCUGCGAAAGCUUCUGUGUCUUCACCUAGCAAGGACAGCGGAAAACAGAAGAGCAGUGCAGAUGAAGAGGUAGAGAAGGGUGAAAACAUGGAACUCUGCAGUGACUUUUCAGAAGCCCGAUGUCGCAGUUCAGGGGAAGAGGGGUCAGUGGAGGAGGAUCCAGAACAGCAGAUGGAGGUUGGCAGCAACCGUACUGAUGAUGACACAGGUUCCACACAGGGCGAUGGGGAGGGGGGAACAGAAAAGGGAGGCAAGGGGAAAGGCAAACGCAAAUACUACAUGUAUGGUUCUCACAAACUUAUCAAGCCCAUCAAAGACAUUCCACCCAGGUUUCAAAUGAUGCUUGCUGAAAACAGUGCUGCCAAAGCAAGAUGUGAAGGGCAGCCCAUCUACAUGCAGUUGUCUGUCAGUGAGCUGGUGUCCUACGAGCAGGCCGAUGGCACCAGUGAUCUCAAUGCAGAUGCACAGUGUUUUUAUCCCACACAGCUGUACGAUGCAGUUGCUGUUGAUGAGACAGGCCAGUGCACCUAUACCAAUGGUUCUGUGACUUUUACUGCACCUGUGUCUCAGCCACCUCCACUGCUUGUUCCUCCACCUCCAGUAAUGCAGUCUGCUGGAGGGACAUCCCCAGUAGGGCUUGUGUAUACUUCCACCCCUUCAACAAUAGCAUCUGUCAUGGCACCAUCACUUCACACUCAUCCAGUAACAGUAUCUUCCACAGUGCCUAGACUUAGUGAUGGAAAAAUAGUGUCUGUAUCUAGUUCAACUAACACCAAUGCAGUUAGUGGCCCAAUCCAUUCAAAUGCUGGUAGCGAGAAAGUGCAUGAAGAGUUUGCUCAGACCUCUUUGGUUUGUUCUCGUUCACAUAACAAACCUGAAAGUUCUGCCUCACCACAUAUUUCGACUUGUAGCAUGCCUGUCAGUGUCAGCACGCCUGCCUCCAUGCUUCGUGCACCCCCGUUCUCUGCAACUACUAACCUGUUACCUCCCCUUGCUCCACCCUCUGUGCAUGUUGGCCCGACUCCUCCUGUCUCUUGCACUCAUGGUGGUGGGAAGCAAUGCUUUUAUCUGUACCCUUCUCCCUCUGCAGGUUUUCCAGCAGUGCCAGCCACACCACAAGGUCAGAGCCACAUGCCUGGUCCUUCCCAGGGACAGGUGGUAUAUGUGAUGAACCCUCAGGCAUACCCUGCUCCACCAUGCACAGCAUUCCAGCCCACCAUGAUGCCACCGUCAGCCCACUCAGUGGGUCUGCCUUGCCCUACUGUAGCUGUGCAGUAGACUAGCAGAAGCUUUCCUUUUAUUUUGGGACUGGUGUGUGUAGCUUGUAUAACAUCUUGCUGCAUUUGCCAUUUGUUUUUGCACAUCAUUCAUUUUCUUUGAGUAGGCUUAUCUUUAUGAGUUGUCUUGACUGUGAGUUGUCACAAAAUUUGAUUGUCUUUAAACCCUAAACAGGAUUUCCUAGUCAGGUUAUGAGAGAAGCUGCUGAAGAAGUUAAUAAGUAGUAGUUUAGAGUAAAAUAUUUUGAAGAAAAUUUAAAUUUCUUGGGUUUUUUUUAGGUUUAUAUAUAUUUUAAAUGUAGUCUUAUUUCUGUUAGGUGAUUGCUUCCUAUGCAUUUCUUUUUUUAAAUAAUAAUAGAAAAUGUUUGUAUCAAAAUUGUAGGAAAUCUGUUGUAUUUUACAUUUUUUUUCAUGCCAGUGAUUUAAUUCGAGUUUUGAUUUUAGCCAUGUAUUAACUUUGUAUUUAUAAUGCAUUAAUCUUUUUCUUAUAUAAAAGAUUUUUUCAAAGUAUUUAGACCCAUCACAAAGGCAUUUUCCACCAUUUGUAAUACUACAAUGCCAUGAAACUAGCUCACCUUAAUCAUUGGCAUUCUGACAACGAAAUGUUUAUGCAGCUUACAAAUCGUGUUAUGCACAUUGCUCAUGUAAAUCAUCCAGUUCAGAUGAUAGUUGCCGGUAGAGAACACCUGUAGUUAGUGAAUAGUCAAUAUUCAAUCACUCCUUGUUUAAAUAUUCUGCAUUUCUGUCUAGAGGUACAUUAAACUGUCGUCACCAUUCCUUUCCAUAAUUCAGAUAUGAAGAGUUACCGUACAGUUACGACUGCUGUUGCUCAUCAUUUCAUUGAUGCAUCAUAUGUUGCUUGCAGUUUUACAGGAAUUUCUUGGAAAGCAUGGUUGCAGAAAUCUGUAGGUUAUGUAUGUGUCGCAUUUGUGAUAGACAGGAAGUAAUAUUGAGUUUCAUGAUAGUGGUAAUGAAGACAGGUGUAAAUGUUAAGUAUAUAAGGAGAGCUGUGUUGAGUGUAUGAAUCUUCAAAGUGAUGAAUCAUUACAAAGGCAGACACAACACUGAGAUGUACUAAAGUCUAUUUGUAUUGUUAGAGAACAGUGUUCUUCACUCGAAUGGCCUGGAGUGUUGCACACAAUGAUUGAGAAGACUUGUGUAUUCCCCUUACUCCUAAAAAAAAAAGUGCAUUUAACUGGAUAUUUAAUCAGAUGAUAUCCAGGUUUUCAAAUGAAGUAUGAUUGCAGAGGAUAUUGAGAAUAGCAAACUGUUGCAUUAAACAGGAAUCAGUCCUUUAUUACACUGAAUUAAGCAGGCUUGAGUCUUGUCAUUGUGAUAAUUGCAAUGUUUGCUAAUUUGAACAAAAUAAGAAAGACAAGAGCUCCAUUGAUAGAAAUACAAUUGAAGGAUUGAGAAGAGGUUGUAAUACAUAAAAUUUCAAUCAAAAUGUUUCAAAAUACAACCCAUAGUUGGAACCAUCUAUUUUAACAAAGGUAUUUGAAAAUGUGUAUGCCGCUUGACAGAAGAGUCUAAGCUAAACUGGAAAUUCCUAAGAAUUUGACAUUCAGUAAUUAUGCGAGAAGUGGAUACAAGCUUCUGCACAUGGGCGGUCAGGAAGCUGGUGAUGCAUACAAUAAUUAUAGCAGAGAAAAUCGAAAAUCUUCUUCUUGAAGGAUCUAAGAUCGUGCUGCUUGUCAGCAGUGAAGAGUGUAUUUACUGGUGCCAAAGCCAGAUUUUUCCAGGCCUGGAGGAUAUUUUUUUAAUAUUUUUUUCCAGAUGACUUUAAGUGGCUGUGCCUUAACACAUUCAGGACAUUAGAUGUUGAUGGUCAUUAUCUUGUUCAGUGUUUAUUCAGGAAUAAGAUUUGUUGCCAAUUUCAUAUCGGCAAGUUCACAGCUGAUAAAUUUACUCUUUUAUGUACAUAAUGUUUAAGUGCAGUUUUCAUUGUUCAUUUUAUAUUUAUAGUCCUAUAUAUACAUAGGGCUGCUAAUCAUCAUUUAUUUUUCUUGUGAUUGUUUUUCCUUCAUGCACCCAUGAUAAUAUCAUUUUUGUGUUUAAGACACUAAAUGAAUGCUUGAUAUAAUUUUUUUCUUAAAAAUGCAUGUUUGAAACCACUUGUCAGUUAAGAGUUUCAGUCCGUACAGAAAAACAGCUAGCUGUUUCAGAGAAGCCUCUUCUUCUCACCAAUAAAUAUACAGUCGAAGUGAUGAAAAGUUUCUGUUCAUCAACAAAAGUGUAUUUGACAAUGACUGCUUUCAGAAUGAAUAUUUUAUAACUUCAAACAGAGAAGGAAGAGACUGAGAAUUGUGAUGGUAGAUUUAAGAACACUACUUCCAAGAUUGUUUUAUCAUGUACACAUCUUUUGCAGAGGAAUAUGUUCCCUUUUUGCAGAAAAUUUACAAAUCCAGGAAUAAGGCUUGAAAAUAAUUCUUUUCUGCUGUUAUUAAGGGCAAGAGAAAGGAAUAUUGGGAGGUGAAGAACAGGAAGUGCUGGAGAAGAUCUGAUUUGGGUUUUCACCACAGAAGCAUGGCUUUUCACACUGCAUUGCCUUGCUCUUUACAAUUGCAUUUUUAAAUUAUAUUUUAAUGCCAUUUUAGUGUAUAAAAAGGCAUUGUAUGUUUUGCAUUGCUACAAAAAUGUUUGUUCUAUUUAAACCUUUAUUUAAUGUUAUAAUUAAGGCCCGUCAUGUUUCAGCUUUUGAUGACUGAACUAUCAGUCAUUCUGAUAAUUAAAAUGAUGUAUGCCUUGUGCAUUGGUUUCUCCUUACUAAAAUCUUGGCAUAUACAAAGAGACCAGUGCCUCCUGCAUUACUGUAACACUUUUUUUAUGUUAAAGCUCUUUGAGUGCAUCAAUGUCUCUCACAUCAGUGAAGAAGUAAUCGUAAUUAAGAAAUAAAUCCAUUUUUAAGUCUAUACUGAUGCAAUUUUUUGAUUGUUUUAUUUGAAAUGAUUUAUUAAACAUUUAAAAAUAAA
Pomacea canaliculata is the source of this 6130-nucleotide messenger RNA. RefSeq lists its product as uncharacterized. The record is from RefSeq and is a predicted model, not a curated record. The transcript has 19 exons. The coding region runs from base 13 to 3159 and encodes 1048 amino acids. NCBI's taxonomy places the organism in Eukaryota, Metazoa, Mollusca, Gastropoda, Architaenioglossa, Ampullariidae.